Molecule: messenger RNA, 603 nt
Organism: Striga asiatica
Lineage: Eukaryota; Viridiplantae; Streptophyta; Magnoliopsida; Lamiales; Orobanchaceae
Source: the annotation of a GenBank genome assembly
AUGGCUAUCUCAUCCUACCCAACCCCAGCCGAGGCCGGCAUACUCUGCCUAAUCAUAGCAAACAUGGCAAUGUCGAUUUCAGCCGUGAAAGAACUCGUUUGCUCGAUUCUUACCACAAUUGGCAUCCACAUGUCUUCGUGUGAUGAGCUCUCGGUCGAGUCCCUCGACCCAUCCGAGUGCCGCAUGAGCCCCUCCGAGUCCUACAUGGACGAUUUUCGGCGCCAGAUUCUGACUGUGAGAUAUGACUCGGUUUUCCCAUGUGGGCCCGAGGGGCAAGAAUGCUCGAUCUGCCUGUCGGAGUUUGACCGGUCGGCUGAGGUCAACCGCUUAUCGUGCGGCCACGUUUUCCACAGGCCGUGCCUCGAGAAAUGGCUGAGGUGCUGGCGCAUGACGUGCCCUCUCUGCCGGAACUCCAUGAUGCCGGUCGAAGAAGAAGCAGAUGCUUGCCCUAUGUGCUGGUGUUAUGCGUCCUCCUGUAGUGACGGGUUCGGCUCAACUGAUUUGUAUGUUUUGCUUGGAAUUUACGUAUAUUGUGAAAGCCUGAUGGAACCUUAUUUUGAUGCGAUUAUCACUAUUGUUCUAAUAGCGUUUAUAAUGCCGUAG